This is a messenger RNA of Drosophila innubila, 2850 nucleotides long. RefSeq names its product protein phosphatase 1H. The record is from RefSeq and is a predicted model, not a curated record. Gene Ontology annotation, molecular function: cation binding; protein serine/threonine phosphatase activity. Lineage: Eukaryota; Metazoa; Arthropoda; Insecta; Diptera; Drosophilidae. Bases 744 to 2630 code for a protein of 628 amino acids. Gene Ontology annotation, biological process: protein dephosphorylation. The transcript has 3 exons.
UGUUUUUUCAUACACAAUUCGUCAGCAAGAGAAAAUAUUAAAUCGGCUUAGGCAAAAGCUAAUUACGCGAGACCCGUGCUGAUUGCCCAUUAAAUUGAAUUAAUAAGAAAAGAGUUGGCGCAUGGCGCUUCCAAUAAGCCAUUAAAUGUUAUAAAUGUAAAUAUUGAUUUUUACAACUUUAAAUGCUAUUACAUGGGAUGUGUUUAUUGUUGUUUAUGUUUCGCAGUGGAUGGAGCAUUAAACAAACAAAUUGAUCGUUAAGGUGCUUGUCUAUGUAAGCGAUAUAACUACAAAGUGCUUGAAAUCACUUAAAUUAAAUAAUCAAAACGCAUUUCUUCUGUAGAGUAAUAAUAAUAAAGAGAGAACACCAGCCGAUAGUGACCCACAACAAAUCGAUAUUGUGAAAAUCGUUGCAAUCGAUUCCUAAACACAGCACACAAAGAAAUUAAAUUGGACAGAUAAAGCAAACCCAGCGGCUAAGUCACUGCUACUUGCGUUUAUUUGUUUUUACAUUGUAUAUUAUAAUGACAAAUUGUUCGCCGCAGUGCUGAGAUAACAGCGAGACAGGGACGACAAAUCGCAAUAACUAAAAAAAACAACAAUAAGCAAAAAACAAAAACGACAGUCGCUCGCCACGUCAGUGGGAGUGAGUGAGACGUGAGACUGCGAGAAUAAAUAUAAUAUAAAAUAAGGAAAUAAGGAAAACUUCUACUACUCGUAAUAGGAGCUACCCUCGCCCAACCAUGCUGAACAACUUCAAAGCUAGCAUUAUGUCGGCUAUAACGCCGUAUACGCCGCCAGCCCAGAACUAUCUGCAAGACAAGUUUCGAUAUUCACGUCCCCUAUUCCUAGAACUGCUCACUAGAGACGAACUGCGCGCCUCGAGUGAUCACAGCAUUCGACCGAUAAUAGUUCCGCGCAACAUCAGCAUACUUCCCUGGGACACAGGCUACGCUGAGUGCAUCAAUUCCGGCAAAUCCAAGUGGAACGAGGAUCAGGCGGCCUUUAGUCGGCAAGUGCUAUCGGAUCCAGAUCACAUCCAUCCCGAUCUGCCGUAUACGUAUUUUGGCAUUUUCGAUGGACAUGCUGGAUAUGGGGCCGCAUUGGCUGCCUCCUAUCAAUUGUCGCACAUUCUGCAUGAGAAGCUGGUGGACUGCAUUGAACUGUUGUUGCCACGUGAUACACACAACGGGGAUGAAACGGCUGAGGUGAAUCCGGCAUUUCCGCAUCCGGCAUACUUUCACCGAAAGGUGUCAAAGGACGAGCUAAUUAUAGGAGCACUGGAGGCUGCCUUUUUUGACAUGGACGAACUGUUGAGGCAAGACAAUCCUAGGUAUCGCAAUGCAGGCGGAUGCACAGCCUGCGUCGUGCUCUUCAUCGAUGGAAAAAUGUAUGUGGCCAAUGCUGGAGACAGUCGAGCUGUGCUUUGCCAGCGACGAUCGUCACCGAAGGCUACACCCACAACAGCAAUAACCCCAACCACAACAGCUCCGACAACAACAGCAGCAUCGGAGUCUAAUGAGGGGGUGAUUGAAGCGGAUUCAUCAGAAGACGAUACACUCAGUUAUUCUACGCCCUUUUCGUUUGAUCAUACGCCGGAAACGGAACGCGAACGAUUGGAGAACAUGGCACUUUUGCAGCCAGAUCUGAUUGAAGAUGCAUAUGUGGCCAUGGAGUAUGCGAAACGACCACAGAUCAAAGAUAUGGGCCAGCGCAUACUGUGCCGCAAAGGUAACAUGAAGGGCUGGACGUACAAGACAGUGACAAGCAGGGAUCUUGCUCAUCCCGUGGUCUAUGGAGAGGGCAAGCGUAGUCGCUUGUUGGGCACGCUGGGCGUGACUCGUGGAUUCGGUGAUCAUCAACUGGUUGCAAUAAAUACACGCACACCGAUUAAACCAUUUUUAACACCACAUCCCGAAGUGCGUCAGCGUGAUCUCAGUCAAGUGGUCAGCAUACCCGAUGAGCACAAUGAGGAUGGCGACUACGGCAUGCUCGUGAUGGCCACCGAUGGCCUAUGGGAUGUAUCCGAGAAUGAGGCCGUUGCACGCACCGUCUUCCAAAUUCUGUCACGUUAUCCAACGGAGAGGCAUCGCUACACAAUGGCCGCCCAGGAGCUUGUGGCGCGCGCACGCGGCAAAGCAAACUUUUCAGGUCACUGGCGAUUGUCAGAAAGCAAAGGAGCGGCUACAGUAGAUGAUAUCUCGGUGAUUGUGAUUCCAGUGUAUCAGUAUUACAAGGAGCACGUCGAAUGGACGCAAACGUACACACAACAAAAGAGAGAUCAACCGGCUAAAAGAGCGGGGACAAAUGUUGCCCAGGAGGCAGUCAAUGUACUCAACGGCAUCAUUGCCGAAGAGGCAAAUGUUGUCGAAGAGCAUCCGCAACAGCAGCAAGUAGAAGUGCAAGUGGAGCAGCGGCCGUCACAAAAGCAGAAAACUCAAGAUGACUUUAAGUAUAAUUCUGUGAAGACGGAGAAGAAGGAAACGCCGCUGGAGGCACGAUUAGAAACAGUCAACGAGGCAUUGCAGCAAGUGCAACUGGAUGCGAGUGAGUCCCAAACUGGAACAACAGCUUCCACAAAAACCACAAAAAAAACAGACACUGAUACCACAGCAAAAACAACCACAUAAGGAGGAACAAUCCCAAGGACAAAGGCAACCAAUCAAUUAUGGAAUGGCAUACAGAGCGGCUUGUCCUUACUAAAUGCUACAUAGAACACAUACCAAUAAUAUUAUAUAAAUAUAAAUUUAUUAUUUUCUUUUUUUUUGUAUUGCUGAUGCGCUCAGAACGGAGAGGCAAAACGACGAAGAAAUUUAAAAGAAUCAAAGAACAUGCAUUGUACAAUAAUAA